AGCGCAUGCGUGAUGAUGCUUAAGGAGUAGGAAGUAGUGAUAGAGUGAACAUUUGAAGAUUUUUACAAUAAUUUCGCCGCUAUGUCAAACCAGCCUAAAAAACCAAGACCUCAGAAUAGCCCGUCUCUCAUUCUGGCACCCAACGAGAACGAAAUCCUGUUUAACUUAAUUGGAAAUCGCUGUGUGACUGUUGCGACUGCAGUGGUACAGGUGUUUCUGGCCAGCAAUCCCCCUGCCCUCAACAGAUGGAGCAAACGCUGCACUGGGGUAGCCAUGUUCAUCAAGGACAACGAGAAACGCUCCUAUUUCAUCAGGGUGUAUGGGCUGGUGCUGAUGAGCAUGUUCAACCAAGUGUGA
Messenger RNA from Lingula anatina, 357 nucleotides. Its product is annotated as actin nucleation-promoting factor WAS. NCBI's taxonomy places the organism in Eukaryota, Metazoa, Brachiopoda, Lingulata, Lingulida, Lingulidae. Gene Ontology annotation, biological process: actin filament organization. The record is from RefSeq and is a predicted model, not a curated record. Gene Ontology annotation, molecular function: actin binding.